AUGAAUCAUGGAGGAGGGGAUAAUGAUUGGGAUGAUGUUUUUGUUUCAUCAUCUACAACAAAUGGUGGAGGAGGAGUAACAAAUUCUCAGCAACAAGGUCCUACGAAUGAUGUGAUAUUUGCAACCAACAAUUCAUUAGGUUCUUCUUCUUCUUUCGGAGGAGUUAAUAAUAAUCCAUAUUCUUCUUCAUCAACUCUAUAUUCUAAUAACAUCACCACCACCAAUAAUAAUUACAAUAGAAAUGAACCAGUUUUGAUUGAUGAAUAUUCAUCUUCAACAAUUAAUUCAGCAUCAAACUCUAAUUUAAUUGGACUUCAUGAACCAACACUGAAUGAUUUGGUGAAUAAUAAUAAUAACGGCGGAUUAAAGAGUAAAAUUAAAAACAAGUUAAAGAGAAAGAAGAAGAAGGGAGGUGUUAGAUUCCAAGAUGAAGCCAAUGAUGACGAUAAUGACGAUGAUGAUGAAGUUUCUUCUAGUGAUGAGGAUGAUGGUAAAGUUAAAACUGAUAGAGUGAAACCAUCACUUCCUCUCCAAAAACAAGAUACCAAUGAGAAGGGAUUUACUGAGGUUAUUUUACCACCUCUUCCAGAAAAUAGAGCCAUCAAUAAUUUAUCAUCACAACAAACAAUUAAUAGUGGAUCGACAGGUGGUGGUGUUAAUGGUGGUGCUACUACAGAGGAACCUGUUUCGAAAUUAAUGAAAGGAGAUACACCUCAUUGGCUCUUUAUUUUGUCAUUUGUAGUUCCGACUAUUGUCGUUUGCUCAAUUCUGGCAGCAAUUCAAUUGGGAGUUUGUGCCUAUUUGUUUGGACAAAUUAAUUCUGAUCCUACAUUUAAGAAUGACCCAAAUGCACUGACAUGGGAACAUAAUUGUACUCUUGUUGAUAUUAGUAAUGAUUGUGCUGAAAGAGGAAAAUAUUUGGAUAGAGGAACUUAUUGUUAUUUUGAUGUGAAAUUUCCAAGUUUGAAAAAUGUUACAGAGAAUAAUGGAACAAUUUUGGAAUUGACAACAUUUUUACCUUAUAAUAUGGAAGAAACAGGAAUUUAUUUUCCAAUGAAAGUUGGAGAUAUUGUUUUGUGUUAUACUAAUAAGAAGGAGGAUUUGGUUAACAUUAUUGAACCAAUCUCGACACGAUACGAAGCCUACUAUGUUGCAGGUGGUAUUUUGGGAGUCUUUGGAAGUAUUUCAGUGGUAGCUGCUGUUUGUGUUAUCCCUACGGCCUUUGUUCGUCCCAAGAAUAGAAUUUAUUAA
Naegleria gruberi is the source of this 1251-nucleotide messenger RNA. RefSeq lists its product as uncharacterized. Bases 1 to 1251 code for a protein of 416 amino acids. The transcript has a single exon. NCBI's taxonomy places the organism in Eukaryota, Heterolobosea, Eutetramitea, Acrasida, Naegleriidae. The record is from RefSeq and is a predicted model, not a curated record.